Molecule: messenger RNA, 1792 nt
Organism: Beta vulgaris subsp. vulgaris (sugar beet)
Lineage: Eukaryota; Viridiplantae; Streptophyta; Magnoliopsida; Caryophyllales; Amaranthaceae
Product: glucan endo-1,3-beta-glucosidase
Exons: 3
Coding region: 177-1541 (454 amino acids)
Biological process (GO): carbohydrate metabolic process
Cellular component (GO): plasma membrane
Molecular function (GO): hydrolase activity, hydrolyzing O-glycosyl compounds
Source: RefSeq, a predicted model, not a curated record
AACAUUAUCCCCACUCCCACUUCUAAUCUCUCACAGUCUCAACCCCCCCUAAUUUAGUAUCAAACUUUAUCACGUGUACUCUCUCAACUCGCUAACGUGUCUUCAAAUCAUCUUCCUUAUAUACCCUUCCUCCAUUAUUAAACCUCUUUCUCAAACUUUUUCCACUUUCCCCAAACAUGACGAAUCAAACCCUCCUUUUCCACCUCCUCACUUUCUCUCUCCUCCUCUCCACCACCACCACCGCCACCACCGCCACCUUCAUCGGCGCCAACUACGGCAGAGUCGCCGACAAUCUCCCACCACCUUCCUCCGUCGCAAAAUUCCUAACUUCCCAAACUACCCUCACCUCUGUAAAACUCUUCGACUGUGACCCACAAAUCCUCCAAGCUUUCGCUAACACAGGUAUAUCUCUCACCGUCAACAUCCCAAACUCUGACGUCAUCCCCCUAUCCGACCCCACCAACGCCCAAUCAUGGGUUGCCACGCAUAUCCUCCCUUACCACCCUCAAACUAUUAUCCGUUACAUCGCCGUUGGUAACGAGAUUCAUUUCUCAGGCGACAAACAACUUAUCUCUAACGCCGUUAACUCCAUGAAAUCACUUCAUCAAGCUCUUAAAUCCGCUAAUUUAACCGACAUUAAGGUUACUACUCCUCACUCACUUGCUAUCUUACCACCAUUAAUGUCUCCUAGUUCCGGACACUUUCACAAAGAUUACAACCGCGUGUUUUUCAAACCAUUGUUGGAAUUCCACCGACAAACUAAAUCAUCUUUUAUGGUUAACCCUUAUCCUUACUUUGGGUUUAAUUCUUCUAUGAUUGAAUUUGCUAUCUUUAAGAAAAACGACGGCGUUUUAGAUAAAGGUACUGGGAAAAUGUAUUAUAAUAUGUUUGAUUAUUUGAUGGAUGGAGUUUAUUCAGCUAUGAAAAGAUUGGGUUAUGAUGAUGUUGAUAUUUCUGUUGGUGAAACUGGUUGGCCUUCAGCUGGUGAUGUUAGUGAACCAUAUGCUAAAUUGGAUAAUGCGGUGUCGUAUAAUUAUAAUUUGGUUAAACAUUUGAAAUCUGGGAAAGGUACACCAUUGAUGCCUAAUCGGAGCUUUGAUACGUAUAUUUUUGCUUUGUUUAAUGAGAAUCUUAAGCCGAGUACUAGUGAGAAGAAUUAUGGUUUGUUUAGACCGGAUUUUACUGCGGUUUAUGACGUUGGUCUUUUGAAGGAACCUACUCAGGCUGAGGGGCCCGCAACAGUGCCAGUAUCCCCAUCACCGUCGGAUUCAAAACAAAAGUGGUGCGUGGCAAAACCAGAUGCUAGUGAUGAGACAUUACAAGGUAAUCUAGAUUAUGUUUGCAGCUUAGGAAUAGAUUGUAAAGCUAUACAAGAUGGUGGACCCUGUUUUGAUCCCAACACCGUUAGAUCUCACGCAUCAUACGCGAUGAACGCUUAUUAUCACAUCAACGGUCAGCUAGAUUCUGCUUGCUACUUUGAUGGCACCGGAGUUGUUGUCUCCAGUAACCCUAGUUAUCAAGCAUGUGAGUACGUGGCGUAACAGCAUUGGUCGGAGUUUCGUGUAAUAAUGUUAUAACUAUGUGUAGGAGUAAUGUAUCAUUAUUAUUGUGAUAGUGUAGGAUUAUUUAUCAUAAGAUGUCAGAGAAUCCAGCUUUAGAUAUGGUUGGCUCUGUUGUUGUUGUUGUUGUUGUUGGUAAAGAGUAUCACUGCAAUAUUCUUGCAGAUGGUUAAGUUUUAAUGUACAAAAACAAAUUUAACAUGCUCAAGAUCUGUUCUUUUGUUUGUUCAGAA